GUUGUAAAUCGCGCAAUUCCAAUAUUUGAAGCUCAGUUUCCAAAUGCAAAAGCUCUUUUUGCAUUUGAUAAUGCAACUGGUCAUCAUGCGUAUUCCGAAAAUGCCCUUUUGGCAAAAAAUAUAAAUUUAUCUCCUGGUGGCAAAUAG
Molecule: messenger RNA, 147 nt
Organism: Racocetra persica
Lineage: Eukaryota; Fungi; Glomeromycota; Glomeromycetes; Diversisporales; Gigasporaceae
Source: the annotation of a GenBank genome assembly